CCAGGGGGUGAAGGUGGGUGUGGGUAAGUAGGAGGGGCAAUUGCCAGCAUGAGAUGACGCACUGCCUCUCUGGGAACCACUAGGCGUGUGCUGAAGCUGUCAGAAACGAGGAAGAAGCCGAUUGUGGGGAAGACGGUAGGCCGCGGUCACCUGACUCAGAAACGGGCAUGUCAGAGGAGCAGCCCCAGGCCUCCUCUGGAGCGCUGCGGGAUGUAGGGCGCGGCCUCGAGAAUCUGCCCAUCAGUUUGUGGCCCGAAGGGGAGGAGCCGGUGUUUCAGGUACCGCACAGAGUGCGAGCCGCACGCGCACGGCUCCGCCCUCUUCCUGUCCUCUAGCGCCACCUAGCGAGAACGUGGGCUCUCCCCUUCCCCACCUUCGCCUAUGCUCCUUACUCUGCUCUAUAACCUUUAAAGGUCCCACCGACACGGGCUUUCUGCUGGUAUCUUUCUCAGCCCCCUGAGCGUGUGGAGGCACCUGCCCCUCCCUCCUCCGUACUGGAUCUUUGAAUUGUAGGGAAUUUCAUUAUCUAAAGAAACCAGCAUUUGUUAGGUGCCUUCGAUGUGCCGGAGACUGUGCUGAGUACUUUACACGCAAGGGAAAUUUCGGUGUCGUGAAAAGAAGACAAAUAAAAAUUCAUUUGUAAAUUAAAAUAAAAGUACCCCGGGCACAUGAUUAAGUUCUCCAUCUUUAGAAAAAUAGCUUUCUCCCCUUCUUUUCUCAGAAAAGCUCUAUUUCCUCUCAAGAUCUGACUUCUGACCUCAUUAUUCAACUGAAACUACUUCCUUCAAAAUUAAUGCCAACAUUAAAUGCCAGAUUUAAUUACCUCAAUGCUCAUUCUGUUUAACCUUCCUGCAAUGGAGCUUCCAUUAACAAGCUCCUCCUCCCGGAUAUUCUCUCAUCAAUGGGUUUUUGUGACCCUGGUUUCUCUUGAUUCUUCUCUUAGCUGUCUGACCAAUUCUCAGAUUCUUUUGCUGGAUCCAACUUAACUGUGAAUGUCCCCUAAGUUCUAUAUCCUGAGCCCUCUAAUUUUUUUUUCUCUAUAUACUCUCUAUAUUUGUGCUCAAAUAGUGUUACUGUGCAGAUGAUUUCCAGACCUAUUUAUCUUACCUUAAUCUUUCUCAUGUGUUCCAGCCUCAUAUCACCAACUGCCUGUUGAACAAUUUGAACUGGAUGUCCUAUUAGCAUCUACAAUUCAGCAUGUCCAAAACAGAACUCAUUAGCUUUUCCCCUAAACAUUCCCCCUUUGCUAAGUUUCUUAUUACUUUUGAGACACCACCAUAAUUCCAGUCACUCAGGUUUGCAGCCUCGUUGACAUCCUUGAUUCCUCUCUCUCCCUUACUCUACAUUAAGUAGCCAAUCAUUUACCAAAUGUUAUUAUUUCUUUCUUUACAAUAUCAACAAUGUAUAUCCCUGAUACAGAUAAUACCCAGGUUCAGGCCCUCAUCACUGAUCACUUGGGCUAUUGUAGCCUUCUAAUAGACAUCUUGGCCUCAAGUCUGACAGUGUCACUCUCUUGCUCAAUAAAUUUAGUGGCUCCCUGUUAGCACCAGGAAAUAAAAUUCCCUUGCUUUGCAUUUAAAAUUCUUUCCAACAGGUCUUCUGCCUACGUUCCAUUUGCCUCUUACAUUCUCUUCUGCCCCAUCUCUUCUAGGAUCCAGCCUUCCUUGGCCUCCCUUCUGUUCCUCACAUGGAGCACACCAUCUCUCAUCUCUCUCCCUUUAUACCUGCUGUUCCUGAUGCCUGGAAUGGUGUCCAUCUCAACCUGCCCAACUCUUAGACUCUUUUACUCCCUUUAUGAUUCUGCUUAAGUAGCACCUCCUCUGGGAGGCCUAGCCUGGUCUCCUUCAGCUGCUGGUACCAUCCCCUCAAAAGUUACCUUCCCUCUCCUUGUAUAUCUUAUGUGUUCUGGUUUAUCUACAUGGGCCCUUUUAUUAGACUAUCAGCUUCUUGAGGGCAGGUACUGUUUUUUGCUUUUUAUUUGUAUCUCUAAUACUUAGCACAGUGUCUGUCCAUGGUAAGCACUUAAUAAGUGCUUCCUGACUGAUUUACAAAUAUUAUUCCCUUUUGCUAAUGAAGAAACUGAAGCUCAAAGGUUAAAUCACUUACCCAGAGUUACAUGAAGACUUAGGAAUGGACUUAUAAAAGACCCAAAUAGGCAUUUUAUUCUCUCUAUACUUAAAACCACUUACAUGUGUAAGGAAAUUGACUACCUCUUCCUUUUUUCUCAAUAAAUACUAGUCAGUGGAUAGUGCAAAUUAACUUCGCCAUUAUGUAAAUAGCUUGAACAAUUCUGUACUUUCAAACAUGUUUUCUCCAAAUCAGACUGGUCAGGUGUGCCCUUAGAAGAAUGAAGACAAGAAUAUAACUCCUAGACAAAAAUAACUUUACCAGUUUCCUUUUAGGUUUUGUGUGAGAAAGUGAAAUAAAACAUUGACAUCCUUAAAUUGGAAUCAAAAAACCAUAAUGCCAGAGGCAAUUGAUGAUUGAAAAUGAAACAAAACAAGCUCAUUAAUUUUGUUCAGUCAGGACUUAAGUGGCUAUCAUUUCUGCUCUCUGAAACCAACUUCAAACCUGAUUUUUAAGAUCUCAGAACAGGAAUAAUCUGGCUCCAGGCCCCUCAUAGCUGCCUUUAGCAAAAACAACUUCAUGGGGCGAAAGGCCAAGUACAAAGCUUCUUGUAGUUUCUGUUUCAGAACAACCAAAAAAGGAAGGAAGCCUUUUUCACAGCCAUGUCUCUGAAAUCCAGGAGAAGCCAAAGGCCUUAACCUGGGGAAUGUAAAAUAUGACAUUCUUAAAGCUGUUGUAGAACAAUGAGAGCAGCAGUUACCCAGUCUGACAAGUUCUUGCAGAGCCCUCCUAUGCUUUGCACUCGGUUAUUGUGAUUAUUACAAUUAAGGAUGCAAAACAAGAGUCUUGAGACUUCCUUGCCCAUAAGAACCCAUGAAAUCAAUGGAGAAUAAGGAACAAGAUAAUUUAAAUGCCAACUGCAAAUGCCGAAGAGCCUAAGAAGUGUGGGCCCACCUAACCAGGGAUUUGAACUCGGUUCUUCCUGACUAAAUGUAGCCCUCUCUCCACUAGUUCUCUCAUGUCCCUGAUUACUGAACUUCAUCUCUGCCCCCUAGCCUGGCUGGCUUUCCUCAAGUCCCAACUAAAACACCACCUUCUUCCAGAAGCCUUUCUUCAUCCCGAAAACACUGAAGCCUUCCAUCUGCAGUACACUCCUGAACCGGUGAUGGGUCCUGGAGCAGAAACUGAUCCCACCCAGAUAACCUUUCCCGGAUGCGCUUGCCUCACUGCGUCCUGCCUCCCGGCCGCUUGUUCCUGUCUCCUUCGUGGGGAGAAUUACGAUCAUUCCUGCCUCAGAGAUAUAGAGAGUGAAGUGGAGUUUGCCAGACCGAUGUUUGAAUGCAACGUCAUGUGCCAGUGCAGUGAGCAAUGCGAGAACAGAGUGGUUCAAAGAGGUCUGCAGUUCAGUCUCCAGGUGUUCAAGACUGAUAAGAAAGGCUGGGGGCUUCGCACCCUGGACCUCAUACCCAAAGGAAGGUUUGUUUGUGAAUAUGCUGGUGAGAUUUUAGGAACUUUGGAGGCACGCAGAAGAAUACAACAACAAACAAAGCACGAUUCAAAUUACAUUAUAGCCGUCAGAGAGCACAUAUGUAACGGCCAGAUAAUAGAAACAUUUGUGGAUCCUACCCACGUAGGGAACGUCGGCAGGUUCCUUAACCAUUCUUGUGAACCAAAUUUAUUGAUGGUCCCUGUCCGUAUUGACUCGAUGGUGCCUCGAUUGGCACUUUUUGCAGCCAAAGACAUUCUGCCAAAUGAAGAACUUUCUUAUGACUAUUCAGGAAGAUUUCAUAAUCUCACGAAGAAAAAUGGAAACCAAGAAAUGUCAGAUAAACACAAAAUAGGGAAGCCUUGUCAUUGUGGUACCAAAUCAUGUGCUGCUUUCUUGCCUUAUGACAGUUCACUGUAUUCACCCCUAGAAAAUCCAACCACUCAUUAAAGGACCAGUUAAAAAAGUAUGCCGUGAGGCUACCUACCAUUAGUAGUAAGCAUACAUAGUCAAAAGAAUCAUUUCCAAAGUUAUAACCAAGUAUAACAAGGCAAAACAAGCAUAACAACAAAUACAAGAUUGAUUGUUUUUUUUAUUUCAAACAAUUUCAUGAUUGAGAAAACAAUUGUAUUUCCACAUCAUAAAAUGAAAAUAAGCUUAUUACACCAAAAAGAGAACUCAGGGAGUCCCUAUUGAACCGUGAGCUUUCUCUUCCAAAGUUCUAGCCCUACUGUGGCACAGAGUGAACUCUUUGGGAGUAUAGUGUACAUCCUCCAAGUUCAAGAUACUGCAGGGCUCUGGUACUCCUUUGCCAGGGCACUGACUAGUAAAACAGACCCAAGGGCUCCAGAUCACAGAAAAGCUCUGUCAACUCUGCCUUUGCACACUGGGCAUUUCAUGUCCUAGUAAAAAUAUCUGUAUUUGUUUGUUCCUCCUUAAAGUUCUACCACAAUGGCUCUUUUAAGGCAGCAAGCUUUACUAACUGCUUGCCAUGUGCCAGGCACAUACCACAUGUAAGAGGCCAAGGAAUGGGGAUGAGGAUGCUGUUAUGAGGUGCCCAGAAGAGAAGGCCUGGGAAGUAUCUAGAGUCUCUGUGUCCUGGAAAACAAUGAAGACCUGAACCUCCUCCUUAAAAUGGAGAUCAUGGACUUCCAAAGAGAAGAGGCUUUUAUGGCACGAUAGACAAAGGUCAGGAUCCAUCCAGAACCCAGUCUGGAGGAGAGGGAAGAUGAGGUUGACUGGGCCUCCUUGGACUAUAAGCUGGAGGCAGCCUCAAAGGCUACGAAGGAGAAGCACAAGCCCUACCAGGCCCACGGGGUUGGGGCUGGCAAUAACUCGGCCGUCUGUGGUCCAAGGGCCAUCCUCACUGAAAGAGGCCUGACCACCAAUGGUUGUCCAGUAAGUGAUGAUGUUUCUAACAUGGCGACUCAUCCACAGGUCCAUCUUCACUGGCAAAAGGAAUACUCACACUGAUAUUACACGUUUUUCAUCCUCUCAUGCAUUCAUGUUGACUCCGUGGACCUGGAACUAGAAAUCAAACAGGGUACGGAAUGAGUGAAAGAAACCAAAAAUUCAUUAAAUAUAGUUGGCUAAAUGAAUUUCUUCUAAACAAGAA
This is a messenger RNA of Monodelphis domestica (gray short-tailed opossum), 5168 nucleotides long. The record is from RefSeq and is a predicted model, not a curated record. Lineage: Eukaryota; Metazoa; Chordata; Mammalia; Didelphimorphia; Didelphidae.